This is a messenger RNA of Myotis brandtii (Brandt's bat), 1541 nucleotides long. RefSeq names its product TBC/LysM-associated domain containing 2 (gene TLDC2). Gene Ontology annotation, cellular component: nucleus. Gene Ontology annotation, biological process: response to oxidative stress. NCBI's taxonomy places the organism in Eukaryota, Metazoa, Chordata, Mammalia, Chiroptera, Vespertilionidae. The record is from RefSeq and is a predicted model, not a curated record. The transcript has 7 exons. Bases 454 to 1107 code for a protein of 217 amino acids.
CCCCACCCCUUGGGCUGGUGGGGGCAGAGCCAGAGGCCAAGGGGUGCCAGGUCUUGUUUGUGUGUGUUUGUGGGACUUGAGUUUCUGAUAGAUGAUAAUCAUUGCCAGGCCUCCCCAGCUGGAACUGGAGCAGGCACAGUGCCAGGGCCUACCGCCCUCAGGACAAGUAUAAGAGCCAAAGAGGACCUGGAGCCGGGCCAGGACAGAGGUGCCAGCCACCUGCAGGGACACCAGGGUGCAGAGCUAAAGCUGCGGCAUUCAGACCGCCAGGUGGGCAGGGUCGGCUCUGGAAGUGGCCCCCUGUCUGGAAGGUCUGGGAGAUGCCCUAAGGAAACCACUGGGCUGCACUGGUUGGAGGAAGUCACCCGAAGUUUAACUCAGCAGGGGGCGCUUCCUCCCGGCAGGACUGAGGCCUCGCUCGCUCACUGCUGGCGGCUGGAUUCAGACAGGAGAAUGAAAGGACUUCGCUGGCGUUACACUCGGCUGCCCAGCCAAGUGGAGGACACUCUAUCUGGAGAGGAGGGUGAGGAGGGGGAAGAGGAAGAGGAGAAGGAGGCAGCCCCAGCUCCAGCCCCAGCUCCUGAAGAUCCCGUGGAGCCCCAGUUGGCAGAAGCCAGCCAGGUUCUGGGAGCCUCAGAGAUUAGGCAGCUCAGCCUCCACCUCCCCCCGAGAGUCACUGGAUAUUCUUGGAGUCUGGCCUUCUGCACGGCAAGGGACGGCUUCAGUCUGCAGAGCCUGUACAGGCAGAUGGAGGGCCACAGUGGGCCUGUGCUGCUGGUGCUGAAGGACCAGGAUGGGCAGAUAUUUGGGGCCUUCUCCUCCUCCGCUUUUCGACUCAGCAAAGGCUUCUAUGGUACUGGCGAGACAUUCCUCUUCUCCUUCUCCCCACAGCUGAAGGUCUUUAAGUGGACAGGAAGCAACUCUUUCUUUGUGAAAGGAGACUUGGAUUCACUGAUGAUGGGCAGUGGCAGUGGCCAGUUUGGGCUGUGGUUGGAUGGAGACUUGUAUCACGGAGGAAGCCACCCCUGUGCGACCUUCAACAAUGAGGUGCUGGCCCGGCAGGAGCAGUUCUGCAUCAAGGAGCUGGAGGCCUGGGUUCUGAGCUGAUGGCCCCACAGUGGGCAGCUUCCUGAGGUAGCAGGUGCUCCGACCUGCUCAUGGAUGCCGUCCAGGCCCUUACACGGGGCAGGCCAUUCUGUCCAAAACACAAUGGUGAAGUGUCCUAGUGCCGACUGUGGCUGUGAGCCAGCCUCCCGGUGGCCUGGGGACCCAAGACAGGCACGGGGCCGAAACGGAAGGAGCGAAAGCCAAUUACACCUCACCUGAGCAGGGCAAAGUCCCUCAUGAAAAUUAUCUUCUAAAAAAUUAUGCAAUGAAUACAUGUUUAUUGUAGAAAAAAAAACAGAAGACAUUAAAAACUUAAAUUGCCUAAAAUUUAACCACCCCCCAAAACACUACCAUUUUCAUGUACAGUGGGGCCUUGACUUAGGAGUGUCCCGACUAACGAGUUUUUCGAGAUACGAGCCGUCUCUCGGCCGAUU